Planococcus citri (citrus mealybug) is the source of this 884-nucleotide messenger RNA. RefSeq lists its product as uncharacterized. NCBI's taxonomy places the organism in Eukaryota, Metazoa, Arthropoda, Insecta, Hemiptera, Pseudococcidae. The record is from RefSeq and is a predicted model, not a curated record. The coding region runs from base 127 to 627 and encodes 166 amino acids. The transcript is spliced from 4 exons.
UUUUUUUCAAAUUAAUUUUUAAAAAUUAUUUUAGUGAUUGCGCGUCAUUUAAUUUUUAUUAAACGUUAAAGAACGAAAAAGAAUUCAAUUGAUCAUUUAUAUUUUCUCUGUUCCGCACCGACAAAUAUGGGUAAAGUACGAAAAUUGAGGAAGAAAUACAAAGCCCUCAAAGUGGCGACAAAUAACAUGUCAAUUUCAAAGAAACAAAUUGGAAAUGUGAAAAGCGCCGCAUCGGUCUCCAAAACUAACAAUAAGUCAUUUGUAAGCGCGACGAACCUUUCCCAGAAUACUUUUCAGAAGCGACAACAUCGCUCUACUCAAAUUCACCUCGAUCGAUAUCAAGAACAAGUCCCUGAGCUAGAUGACAAACAACCCGCUACUCAGAAGCGUAACAAAUUCAAAAAGAAUAAGAUGGCGAUAGCGAAAGCUAAUCGUUCUCGAAAACAAGUGUCUAAAACACGACAAAAUAAUUUGGUUAGUGAUAUUUACGCGUUUAAGAAAAUUUUAAACGAGGAAUCAUUUCUCAAGAAUCCUCAAACUGUCAUAAUGAAUCAAACGUUGGAGAAAUUAAGUGCAGAAGAGAAAAUGACUGGCAAAGGCAUUUUUGCGAAGCAGAGCGGAAAUUGAUGGAUUGUUUGCAAGACGGAAAUCUGCAAUUUUGUCAUCAUUACCUAUACUAAAGCAUGGCUGUUUCGUAUGAACUUGAUGAUCAGCAUCAAUGUCGAAAAAUACAUAUUACGUUUAACGUUAUUGCCGACCCCUAGAUGAAAGAUUGUUUUCAAAGGACAUGCUGCAUGAUUAGUAUUGUUUGCUUAUAAGUGCUGUUCUCUCGUUUUGUACAAUCUCAUUAACCCGGCAUUGAAAUAAAUAAGGAUGAUAAUUAA